AUGAUUGCGGCGGCGUUUUUGGUGCUGCUGAGGCCGUACAGUAUUCAAUGCGUGCUGCUCUUAUUGCUGCUGUUGCUCGGGACUAUUGCGACGAUUUUGUUUUUCUGCUGCUGGCAUCGCAAGCUUCGUAAUGGGAAACAUCCAAUAAAAUCAGUGCUCUCCGGACGCGCCAGGAGCCGCGUGGGCCUCCGAACUCAUCAUUUUCGAUCAGAGGGCUUCAGGCACAGUCCACGUCACGCAAGAAGGAGCAUACAUGCUAGAGGGACAGAAGAAAAACCCAAUCUGGUCGAGAUUCCUGAAAGCGAACACGAUUCAUCCUCCACUCUAAGGAAACGGAAAGUGAAGAAGAGGGUCCUGCCAGAGUUUUACCAGUCUGUACAAGUCACCCCAACACGCAGACCUAGCUCCAGUUCGGGGAACCCUUCCCUGCACUGCUCCAUGUCUUCCUCGGCGGAUAUCUCAGACGAGGAUGAUUACAGUGUAAAAUCUGGGUCGGCAUCACCUGCUCCCGGGGACACUUUGCCGUGGAACCUGCCCAGGCAUGAGCGGUCCAAGAGGAAGAUCCAGGGAGGAUCCGUGCUGGACCCGGCGGAGAGAGCCGUGCUAAGGAUCGCAGAUGAAAGAGACAGAGUGCAAAAGAAGACAUUUACAAAAUGGAUAAACCAGCAUCUGCUGAAGGUACGAAAGCAUAUAAAUGACCUGUAUGAAGACCUACGAGAUGGACAUAACCUGAUCUCACUGCUGGAGGUUUUGUCUGGCGACACACUGCCAAGGGAGCGUGAUUUUCUGAAGACGUUGCGGUUGGUGAGUGGGACAGAAGCAUGUGCAGUUGAGCAGCAUGGAGACACGGUGGAUGAUGAUCAGGGGCCUCGGGAGAGAGGGAGGAUGCGCUUCCACAGACUCCAGAAUGUACAAAUAGCACUGGAUUAUUUAAAGAGGCGGCAGGUCAAACUUGUAAACAUCAGGAAUGAUGACAUCACAGACGGCAAUCCAAAACUUACCCUGGGAUUGAUCUGGACCAUAAUUCUGCACUUUCAGAUCUCAGAGAUCCAUGUGACGGGGGAGUCUGAGGACAUGACAGCCAAGGAGAGGCUGCUGUUCUGGUCCAGGCAGAUAACCGAUGGCUACGUAGGCGUACGUUGUGACAACUUCACAACCUCCUGGAGGGACGGCAGGCUCUUUAAUGCCAUCAUUCAUAAAUACAGGCCGGAUCUGAUUGACAUGAGCUAUGUGUCGACGCAGGCCAACCGAUCAAAUUUAGAGAAUGCCUUUUGUGUUGCCGAGCGGCUGGGGGUGGCCAGACUGCUGGACCCCGAGGAUGUAGAUGUUCAGUCACCCGAUGAAAAAUCUGUCAUCACAUACGUCUCAACGCUGUACGAUGCUUUCCCAAAAGUACCCGAUGGAGUGGAUGGAAUCAAUCCUAAUGAUGUUGAUAUCAAAUGGGUGGAGUACCAGAACAUGAUCAAAUACCUCAGCCAGUGGAUCAGACACAAUGUGGGCAUAAUGUCAGAUCGAUCAUUCCCAAACAACCCUGUUGAACUCAAGGCACUUUAUACACAAUAUCUCCAGUUUAAAGAACACGAAAUCCCACUGAAAGAGAACGACAAGACAAAAAUCAACAAUCUCUAUAGAAUGCUUGAGAUGUGGAUCGAGUUUGGACGUAUUCAGUUACCGCAGGGUCAUCACCCAAACGACGUGGAGAAGGAAUGGGGUAAACUUAUUGUCGCUAUGCUGGAAAGAGAGAAGAGUCUGAGGCCUGAAGUGGAAAGGCUUGAGAUGUUGCAACAGAUUGCCAACAGGGUCCAGCGGGACUGUGUCCAUGGCGAGGACAAGCUGGCACUUGCAAGAACUGCUCUGCAGUCUGAUGCAAAACGUCUCGAGUCUGGUAUUCAGUUCCUGAAUGAAGCUGAGAUUGCUGGCCACCUUUCGGAGUGUGAGAAUAUCCUCAGGCAACAAGUGGUGGACAUUCAAAUUCUUCUCGAUGGGAAAUUUCCUUUUGCAGAUCAACUUGUCCAAAGGGUGUCGAAACUCCGCGAUGAACUUGUGGCCCUGAGAGCAGAUAGUUCUUCUGUGUACAGCAAAUGUCGCACACUGACGACAGAACAAACCAAAAUGAUGAUCUCAGGCAUCACACAAAGCCUGAACUUCUCUCAGAACAUCAACCCGAGCCUGACGUCAGCCCUGACUCCCGCACUCACCCCGGGGGGGUUAGGUACCCCUGGGUCCACAUUCACCUCUAGCCUUACACCGUGCCUGACCCCCGGUCUGCAGCCCUCUUCAGUCCAGAGCUACAUGGGCAGUGGCGGUGGCAUGGACCCAGGCGGCCUCAGGCAUCUGAAAAACAUGCAGAUCCGCAAGCCCUUACUGAAAUCCUCUCUGGCAGACUCCAACAUGACAGAAGAGGAGGUCAACAUGAAGUUCCUGCUGGACCUUCUGAGCUGGGUGGAAGAGAUGAAGGUGCAGCUGGAUCGUUCAGAGUGGGGAUCUGAUUUGCCAAGUGCGGAACUGCAUUUAGAAAACCACAAAAGUGUCCACAGAGCCAUUGAAGAAUUUCAAAUGAGCCUUAAAGAUGCAAAACUUAGUGAAAUUCAGAUGACCAUCCCCAUAAAAAUAACAUAUUCAGACAAACUGAACACGCUAGAAAACCAGUAUGAAAGGCUCUUGAGCUGUUCACGAGAGCGACAGAGCCACCUGGAAAGCCUGCAUGACUUUGUGUCACACGCAACUCAGGAGCUCAUCUGGCUGAACGAGAAGGAGGAAGAGGAGGUUGCCUUUGACUGGAGCGAUCGCAACAGCAACAUAUCCAAGAAAAGAGACUACCAUGCUGAUCUGAUGAGAGAGCUGGACGAAAAGGAAGAAGUGAUCAAGUCCGUGCAGAACAAGGCAGAGCGCCUGAUGCUCAAGAACCACCCAGCCAGGCUCACUAUUGAAGCGUAUAGGGCCGCCAUGCAGACACAGUGGAGCUGGAUUUUACAGCUGUGCUCAUGCGUAGAACAGCAUCUCAAAGAGAAUGCUGUUUAUUUUGAGUUUUUCCGGGAUGCCAAAGAGUCCUUGGAUUACCUCCAGAGCCUUCAAGAUGCCAUUCAAAGAAAGUACAGCUGUGAUCGCUCAAGCAGCUUACACCGACUGGAGGAUCUCCUUCAGGAGUCCAUGGAUGAGAAAGAGCAGCUUCUUCAGUACCGCAGCACCGUGGCUGGGUUAGUGGGCAGUGCCAAGAACAUAGUGCAGCUCAGGCCCAGAAACCCUGAAAGCCCAGUGAGAUCCUCCAUCCCUGUCAGAGCCAUCUGUGACUAUCGUCAGAUAGAGAUCACCAUUUACAAAGAGGACGAGUGCGUACUGGCCAGCAACUCUCACCGGGCCAAGUGGAAAGUCAUCAACCCAGCAGGCAAUGAGGCCAUGGUGCCCUCUGUUUGUUUCACUGUGCCUCCACCCAACAAAGAGGCUGUUGACAUGGCUACAAGAACGGAACAGUUAUUCCAGAAUGUCCUGGCACUGUGGCACCAUUCCCACAUCAACAUGAAGAGCGUGGUGUCUUGGCACUACCUGGUGGCUGACAUACGUGCCAUCCGCAACUGGAAUGUGGCUUCAAUAAAGACCAUGUUACAAGGUGAGCAUCAACAGGUCUUGAGAAACCUGCAGUCCCACUGCGAGGAGUUUCUCGAAGCCAGUGAGGAGUCCGAGGUAUUCACAGUGGCCGACUGUGCCCAGCUAGAGAGAGACGUCGCAGCCUGCAAAGAGUACUAUGAGGAAUUACUCAGAUCUGCAGAAAGAGAGGAACAGGAGGAGUCGGUAUAUAAUCAUUACAUCUCAGAGAUACGCAACUUCCGAAUGCAUCUUGAGGCCUAUGAAGAACACCUUAUCAGGCAACUUCGCACACCGCUGGAGAGAGACGACCUGGAGCAGAGUCUGAAUUGCAUCACAGAACACGAGAAGAAGUCAGCAGAGCUGAAUAAACUGAAGGAGGACCUUGACGUUAUGAAAGAGAAGUGUGAGCUGUUCCUCCAACAGGCUGCAGGUUCUCCUUCAGUACCAAAACUCUCCUCUGAACUCACCGUCCUCAUCCAGAGCAUGAGCCAAGUGUACUCCAUGUCUUCCAUUUACAUGGACAAACUGAAAACAGUGAGCCUAGUGGUGAAGCACAGCCAGAGUGCAGAGGCGCUAGUGAAGGCUUAUGAAUCCAAACUCUAUGAGGAAGACGCUAUGAACUCUGACGUCAGGUCCAUUGAGGCCGUCAUUUCAACACUUAAGCAAUGGCGGACAGAGAUUGACGAGAAGCAGGAGGUUUUCCAUGACAUGGAGGAUGGGCUGCACAGAGCACGGGUGGUCGGUGACCGCAUGUUUAGGGCACAUAACGAGCGUGACUUUGAUCUGGACUGGCACAAAGAGAAAGCUGAUCAGCUGAGUGAGAGAUGGCAGAACAUUCACUCCCAGAUUGAUGGCAGGCUUAGGGACCUGGACGGCAUCAGCAAAUCUCUGAAACACUACAGAGAGUCCUACUGUAGCCUCGAUCAAUGGGUUAGAGAAAUGGAAGCAGCACAGAUAAAGGCCCAAGAAAACAAACCUGACGACAGCAAGGCCCUGUCUGAGCUGUUAAACAAACAGAAGGUUCUUGUUGGUGAAAUUGAAAAAAAGCAGAGCAGAAUUGAUGAGUGUCAGAAGUUCUCAGAGCAGUACUCAUCUGCCAUUAAGGAUUAUGAACUUCAGCUGAUGACCUUCAGAGCGAUGGUUGACUCCCAGCACAAGUCCCCUCUCAAGAAACGUAGGAUGCAGAGUUCUUCUGAUGCCAUUCAGCAGGAGUUUAUGGAUCUUCGAACCCGCUACACUGCUCUUGUAACUCUCAUGACACAGUAUGUGAAGUUUGCCAGUGAAACAUUGAAGAGAACUGAAGACGAAGAGAGAUCUGUUGAUGAGGAGAAGAGAGAGCACGGGGAUAAGGUUAGCAAACUGUUGCACUGGAUGUCCAAUGUGAAGCAGAGCCCAAGCAAUGACAGGAAUGCUCUGAAAGAUAGCAAUGCCAACACAGAUGCCUCUAAUAAGCCCCAGGUGUCAGUUGAAGAAAAGGUCACUAAGAAGGAACAAAUCGCUGAAGCCCUGAGAGCCACACAAAUGAUGCUGAACAAACACAGCGACAAAAUGACAGAGGAGGAGAGAGAAAAGGCCCAGGAGCAGCUGAAGGCGCUCAAUGAGGCCUACAAUGAACUCUCCGAUCAGACAACUUCUGCAGAAGAGGAUUUGAAACCCAGUGGUGCAAGGCUUGGGAUCGGACCCACGAGUGGCCUGAUGGAUCAGAUAACUGGGGACGCCCAACCUGCAACCUCCAACUUCUCUCAGUUGGAGCAGUAUGUCUGUCUGGACCGGGACCAAGAUCUCCUCUAUGAAUCCACGCUGGAUCACUUGCCAAGUCUGAACGAAAAGUGCGCAAACGUCUCCUCUGCUUUGCUCUCUGACAUAGCAGCAGCUAGGGAAGCGGCCACGUGUGAAGACCCGAUCAUCAAGAUGAUUGAAGUCAAAGAAGUCCACGACGGAUUGAAUGUGUGCUACACGGGGGACGCACUGACCCUGGAGAGUGCCUUUCGGUGCGGUUUAAUAUCUGCUUCUGUCUACUUAGAGAUCAUUCAGAGGCAAAAGACCAUCCAGGAUGAGAGUAAUCCCAGUGCUGCUGAAGAUGUGUCACUCUUAGAACCAGUGCAGGAAGUUAAUAGACUUAUAUUACAGUGCCUCAGCAAAGAUAAAUCACUGACAUCAGGAAGGAGCUUAAACACUUUGAGGUCUUUUUCUGAUGGCCUAAGCGAUCAGGAGACCAUGUCAGAAGAAGUAAUGAGUAAUAUUGAAGGCCUGAAGGUGGAUGCAGCCAUUCAAUGUGAUUUGAUGCGCUCUAGCAGCACACUCGUUGUGCUUGAAAAUCCGGAGCAGUUCAUGGGACUUGUGUUGCCCCGUGGGGAGAUCCCGUCAGUGUCCACCUCAUUCCAGCGUGACCAACAAAUCACCAGGGAUGAGUUCACCAGCACGGCGUUUAGUAAUCGGGAAAAGAUAGCAGCAUUUUAUAUUCCCGAAAGUUCAGAGGUGGUAGACAUCGCAUGCGCCGUACAGAACGGUUUGAUUGACACUUACACAGCAGAGAUUCUGAAAUCUGUAGAUAUUCCUGAUGUGUUUCCUGAGGUCGACCACCUUAACGAGAAGUUUUCAUCUUGGCUUAUGUACAAAAAACUCAGACUAGAUGGAUGCCAUCACGCUGCAGAUUGCUUGGAGGUCGACUGCAUCCCGACUCAUGCGGAGGCAACUCGGCUAUUCACGUCCUACCUGAGGUUGAACAGUUACCUCGAUCCCGAGUCAGGACACAGGGUCCUUAUACUUGAUAGACAGCUUAGUGAAAUGGUUCGGAUUUUUCUUGAGGAUUUAGUCAUCUUUGAGAACAAAAAUGUAACUUCAUUGACUUUAAAUGUUGGAGAGCUUUCAGAGCUGCACAUAGAUGAGGAGACAGAGGAGUUGAUGAAACACAGGCAACAAGCAUUGGAUGAACAGAAUUUUGUUUUGUCGGCCGACGGGAGAAUCCGCAUUGAUGAAAAAAUAUCUGCAGAUGAUGAGGCUCCAAAACCGGAAACUUUAGAUCAUGACCUUGGAAUGGAUACCACAGAGAGUCAUGCAGCGGAGGAAACCAUGUUUCACAACAACACAAAGUCGGAUGAUUUUCAUGAAAGUGGUCUAAACCCCUUCCAAAUGUAUGACAAAGGUUCUGAUAGUGAAGGCUUAAGUCAAAGUUUUAGUCCGACCAUAUGCUCUUCGAACCGAACCAACGAUGGCUCUCCGCCGACGAUGGUCGACUCCGAGUGUUCAAUAAAAUCCGUCCAACAAACGCUUCCACCACAAAACACUGAGUCACUUUGCCGUGAAUCAGAAGGUACAGAUAUUACCCUCGAUGACACUUUACACUCCGACUGCUUGUCGGAGGUCCAAAACGAACAAGACUGUGCUAUCAAACUUCUGAAAGCACCAAUGGGGGGACGUGAUGUUUUAGAUGACACCUGUGGUGGGCGUUGUGACCUCGAGGGAGCGCUUAGUAAGGGACUAGGUAACGUCGCAGGAGAUGAGGAGACCACAAUGGUUGUUUUAGAACAGGCCGUGUCUGAUGCCUCCAUGCGCUCUACUACUGCUCUUGGUGUCAUAGAGGAGCAACGCCUUUUCAGCAUCCGUGAGUCAUUGCAGCCCGGAUCAGUUCAAGAUGACUGUUACUGUUACCCGGAAGAAAACGUCACCCGCUCAUUCUGUGAUGAUCACCAUCAACGUUUAAAUGAUAAUAAUGAGGCUGAGAAGAAGAGUGCUGCUAAGGUUCUUGAUAUGUCUAAUGAAGAGGCUAAUAUCAAAGAUGGAGGAAGAGAAGAUGAAGAGUGUCAAACAACAGGAAAUGUAGGAGAGAUGAGUAAAUAUCUCCGUCCCACCUCCCCCUCAGUUAGCGAUCAUGACUCUCUGAUGAGCUCACACUCCUCGUGGAGUCGGUUUACUGCCGAGUGUCUUCACCUCAUUGACGAAUCGCCUUUGAUAGCUAAAGACACUGAUUCCCGAGUUGCAAUCAACAGUCAGCUGACAGAUUUGGAGGUUGUGACAGAAGACCUUGCUCCAUGCGUCAUCCAUCAGUCACGUCCAUCUAGCACUGAUAGCGCAGAAAGCCAGGGUCAAUAUUCAGUUUCUGAUAAUAACUUCAAAUCUGACAGCUCACCUAUAGAUAAAGAUUUUUUCAUCGCUCAAGUGGGAGUCAGGGAGAGUGAAUCACACAUUCUGUCAUCCCAAAGCGGCUCUGAGGGACGCUCAGCAGAGAUCGGCCCGUGUGCACUUCUGUCACCUUUGGACGGCGAGCCGACUCGGAGCGUAGAUCACGUACCACCCAGAGAUCUGCUGGGACGUGCAGUCACCUCAGAGUCCGGGGGAAACAAUGACACCACUGAGGAUGGCAGCAGAAUGACGUUACCUCAGCAGGCAGCACUUCAUUCAGAGAGUGAGGUCAGUGUUGGACCCGAGCCCCGCUGCUCUCAAAAUGGUCGCAGGAGCCUCUUUGUUUAUGAUGAAGCCGUCUCGGCCAAUGCCGGUCUCAGAGGUGGAGAUGAAGAGUGCCGCACUGAAAGCACCAGCAGAAUUUCUCUCGAAAGAAUAUUGUCUGGCAAGGAUUCCCAGCCCAGUGCUGCAGAGGAUGUGGCGUCCUGCACAGACGGCCUUUCCUCAGAGAGGCGGCGCGCGGACAGCUUCACACUCCCCACCGACACGGAGCAGAUCUCCGUCUACAGACAUGAACGGGCGGCAAGAGGUGAAGAAAAUAUUGGCGACAAUGUUUCUGCGUCAGAAAUGACCUCGGGACAGUCCGAAGCUAUUCUGGGAGCGGGUUUAGGAUCUCGUAUUGUACAGGAGGAAAAACGGUUAGCUGUGUUUGCUCCUGAGCAUCUCCAGGUAAAAAAUACAAAUUUCCUGUCAGAGAGCUGCGUUGCGUCCGAUGCUUCCUCAUCAGCGUUUUCUAAUGAUGUGCGGAGCCAUGUGGACAAAGCGGAGGGGAUUACAAAAGGGACUGAUGUCGGAGAUUUGCAAAAGGCACCGUUUCGAGACACCGAAAGCUCUAUCGCAGUAUUUUCGAACGCUCCACACCCUUUAGACGAAGGUCGCCUUCAGGAGAAUGACAGGCCUCGUGCACUUUUAGGCAGCAGUAACCCGGACCUGAAGCAAAAUGCCCUUAGUUCAAACAACAAAGACAGUGGAAACUCGCUACUCAUAAUGCAGGAAGAGGAAGUCACCAAAAAGACGGAGCAGUCCGACGCACCAAACAUCCAGCUGCAUCUGCUGCAGGUUCUUCAGACCGUUUCCUCAAGUCAAGACCUUUCAAUGCUCCAGGAGGUGGUGGACACUUUGAACAGUGCCCUGGGAGGAGACUCUCUCGGAGGGGACGCCAUGGGGGCAGACUCUCAGGAGGAGCGGUGGCACACACUGGAGAGCAUCAAGGAGGAGAGCUCAGAGGGAGAAGACGACUCGGGCCUCUGUCGCUCUGCUGCAGACAGUCAGCCGCCGUCGCCUCGGUCGUCGGGCAGCUCAGAUGUCUGCAAAGUUGAGGAGGUCAAAAAUAAGCUGUUCUCUAUCCAGGAUUUUUUGGAGUGUGUAGGGAGACUGCAGGAUCAUGCAGAUGUUUUAGAAGAUGUCAGAAAAGACCUUCUAAUCCAGGCACCCAUUGGCAACAACAUGGAAGAACUGCAGAUUCAAAAGGAGGAUUUUCAGUCUCUGGAGUCCCAAUUCACUCGAGUGGCGGAUGUUUUGACAGCGGACAUGGAGAAAGCCCGAUACCUCUUAAAUUCUGCUGAUGAGGACAUUCCCACACAGAUCCACCACGAUUUGUCCUCGACAUAUCUGGAUUUAGAGACCGAUUUUACUGCUGUUUCCCAAGUGUUUGCAGAAAGGAGUAGCUCCCUAAUUAAAGCAAUGGAAACUGGAAAGAUUAAUUUAGAGUCAACGUACCAAAAACAUCUGAGUGACCUUGAUGAACUGGCGGGCCUCGUCCAGAACAACCCAGGAAUGUGUGACGUGGAUUUAAAACCAUGUGAUGUGGACACACUGAAACAUUUCAUUCAGCAGAACAGGGACUCAGAGAGCCACCUGCUUACAGAAGCCAGGGUCAAGUUAGAGGAUGUCACGUUCGAUAUCCAAUGCUUUAUUUCGGAGCACGCUCAGUUUCUGAGUCCAGCUCAGAGCAGCUACCUCCUCAAGUUCCUGAGCACAACUCAGCGAGCGUUUAGGAGCCAGACAGAGAGGCUUGUCACUCAGAGGAGUGCCUUGGAUAAUCUCCUGGACACUAAGGAGAGGGAGAGCCAGGAGAAGUCUUUGUUGGAGAAACACAAGGACUUUGCUGAGAAGUUGGAGGAAGUGUGUGAUAAUCUCACCCUGACAGAAAACCAGCUGAUUGGUCAUCAGCAACAGGCAGGAAAUGCUGAGUGUGUCACAGACCUUCAGCAGUACCAACAGGAACACCAGGCUCUGCAAAAGGACGUGUUGACAAAUGCCAGCGCCUUGAACGACGUCAUCACCGGUACGAAAAGGUUUCUGGAGGAAAACCGGAGCAAGCUGACGCCCGAUCAAAUUGCCAUCAUCGAGGGCAAGUUGGAGGAGGCCAAAGCCAAAGCCAAAGUCAUUAACCAGCGGGCCGAGGAGUCCAGGAAGGAUUUGGAGAAGGUUGUUACCACAGCAAUCAAACAGGAGAGCGAAAAGGCAGCAGCUGUUGAGCGGCUUGAAGAAAGUAAGAACAAAAUCGAGGGUCUCCUUGACUGGAUAUCCAACAUAGGAAAUGAAAACAAGAGUGGUCUGGAUCAAACUGACCAUAUAAGUAAGGAGAAUGGAAACCUUCCAGAAGAAACCUCAGCCACUGGACUGAUUGGAGCGGAUGACGAUGCCAAUGGAAACGCUGUACGGGCCAUUGAAAAUGAUUUUGGCAGAGAAACCAGCGGGAAAAACGACACCUCCCUGCAGCUCGAUAAGCAGUAUGACAGGGUCAAGGCCCAUCACCAGGAGAUCCUGUCCCAGCAGCAGGAUCUGAUUAUGGCCACCCAGUCAGCUCAGGCUCUGCUCGACAAGCAGGCAAACGUCCUGUCACCGGAGGAGAAGGAGAAACUGCAGAAGAACAUCCAGGAGCUGAAAGGACGCUACGAGGCCUCCCUGACGCAGGCCGAACAGCAGAUGAAGCAGGUGCAGUGUGUCCAGGAGGAGCUGAAGAAGUUCCAGGGUGACUGUGAGGAGUUUGAUGGCUGGUUGGACCAGGCUGAGGUCCAGAUUGAGCAGCUGGGCGCCGCCGCCAGCUCCCUCAAUAUCUUCACUGACAAACUCCAGCGACAGAAAAGCUUCUCGGAAGAUGUGAUUUCCCACAAAGGGGACCUUCGCUUCAUCACCAUGUCUGGACAGAAAGUGCUGGACGUGGCCAACGCCUGUGGAUCGGCUGACUCUGCGACGACGGACGCUCUGUUGGAUGUUGAUACCUCAGGAGCCUGCUCUGCUGUGAAGGCCAGGCUGGAUUCAGCAGCCUGCAGAUACAAAACACUACAUUCACAGUGCAAUCAGCUCGGCAACAACCUGAAAGAUGUGGUUGAUAAAUACAAAAAAUAUGACGACUCGAGCGCUGGUCUAUUGAAGUGGCUCAACAGCUCCGAGGAGGAGGCGAGAAGUCAGCAAUCCGAGGCCAUAGCAGCUGACCCCAAAACCCUGCAGAAACAGCUGGAGGAGACCAAGGCCCUGCAAGGUCAGAUGACAGGACAUCAGACUGCCAUUGACUCACUUCGCAAAGCAGCCGAGUCUUUGUUAACAUCUGAAGGAGACCUGCUGAGCAACUCAGACGACAUCCAGGAGACAGUAGAUGACAUAGUUGAGCGCUACGAAAACCUGUCCAAGUCUGUGAGUGAUCGAAAUGAGAAACUGCAGAUCACGCUCACUCGUUCCAUGAGCGUCCAGGAUGGUCUGGAUGAGAUGAUGGGAUGGAUGGAAGGAGUGGAGGCCAGUGUGAAAGACAAAGGGCAGAUCCCCCUGGACUCUGCAUCCAUUGGAGAUAUCCUCAGCAAAGAAGUGGCAUUGGAGCAGGACAUAGCAAGUCGCCAGAGCAGCAUCACAGCAAUGAAAGCCAAGGUGGAGAAGUUUGUGGAGACGGCAGAUCCUUCUGCCGCUGCCCUUCUGCAGACCAAGAUGGAUGCUCUCUCUCAGCGCUUCUUUGAUUCUUGUAACAAGCACAAGGAAAAAGUGUGCCAGUUGGAGCAGCUGAAGGAAAAGGUGGAACAGUUUGAGACGGUUUCAGAUAAAGUUCAGCAGUUUGUCGUGAAACGUUCACAAGAUCUUCACGAGACAGACGGACCGGGGAAAACUUUCAAUGAACUUUCUCAGCUGAUUCAGAGCACAAAAGCUGAGAUGGCUGAACAUGCCGGCGAUUUGGAGAAGCUGCAGACUCUGACCGAGGAACUGUCUGAAACAAGCCCAGACGUAAACAAAGCCCAGAUCCAGAACAAGAUGGAAAAGCUCUCAAGUAUUUUCAGCACCUUCACAGACACCGUCAAUGCAAAGACAGCAGAGGUCUCAUCAUGUCAGGACCAGCUGGGAGACUUCAGAUCGGCAGCCGGCGCUCUCACCAAGUGGCUGGAGCAGACCAAUGAGAAAGUACCCGCGGUUCAGUCAAGUAGCAGCGUGAAAAGUCUGGAGAAGGACCUGCAGAUAGUCACCGUAUUACUAGAUGAGUGGACCUCCAAAGACGCUGCUGUCCAAGACCUGAAGAGUAAAGGAUUGGAGCUAUCUAGCCUCAUGACUUUCCUUACAUCCCCCGCCAAGACAAAGACUCCUAACAAGUCAGCUCUUACUAAUGGUGGUGGUCCAGCGAGCCAUUCCUACCUAACAAAUAAAGAGCUGAUGGUCAUUCAGCAGAACAUGUCAUUCGUCAGCGAGGGAUACGCGAGCCUCGGGGAGAAGCUGAAAGGCCGAGCAGGAGAGUUGAGAAGUUCGGUUCAGGAGGUCAAAGACGCCCAAGAAGAGACGAACAACAUGUUGACGUGGCUGAGGGACAUGAAAAAGACUGCAGCAUCUUGGAACUGUGCAGCCGCCGAAAAAGAUUCGGUGAAAACACAACUUGAACAGCAGAGGGCAUUUGAGGAUGAAAUGAAACAAAAGCAGGACCAGCUCCAGAAGCUCAGAGAGACGCUCCUCAACUUGAUUAAGACUCAUCCGAACUCCCCUGAGGCUGCAAAAUGGAAGCAGAUGUUGUCAGAAAUAGAUGCUGCUUGGGAGGAUAUCAGUGGCUCCGUAGAGGAGAGGAAGCAGCACCUGGAGCAGUCCAACAAGAACCUGGACAUCUUCCAGACAACUGAGCUGCAGCUUGUACAGUGGCUCUCAGAGAAAGAGCUGAUGAUGAGUGUCCUUGGACCCCUCUCGAUAGACCCGAACAUGCUGAAGAUGCAGAAACAGCAAGUGCAGAUUCUUCAGAAUGAAUUCAAGAGCCGUAAACCUCAGUAUGAGCAGUUUGAGGAAGCCGCCGCCGCCAUCCUGAGCUCCUCAGCCAACCGGGACCCCUCCAGUGGCAAGCUGGUGAGGGAGGGCCUCGCGACCGUCACCCAGAAGUGGCAGGGCCUCACAGGGCAGCUGGACCAGCGAGACGGCCAUAUCGACCAGGCCGCGGAGAAGACGGGGCAGUUUCAGGAGUUACUGAGGAGCGUCAGUCGGACCGCCGCUCGGCUGGAGACUGAGCUCGCCAACCAUCAGGGCCACAGCACCCAGCCCGAAGCCGUCAAGAAGCAGUUGGAGGGUGUCCAUGACAUCUCGGCACAGCUGAGAGAGGAGAGGAAGAGGCUGAAGGAGGCUGAGGCCAUCAACGCAGAGCUCACCGCCAUGGUGACCGAGGAUUAUCUCAAAGCAGACCUGGCCAGGCAGCUGGAGGGUGUCAGCAAGCCUUUCAAACAACUGGAGGAGAAAGCAGAAAAACGCAUCGAGCUGCUCAACUCAACCUUCGCCAGCUCACAGCAGUUCAUUCAGACCUCCAAAGACUUCCAGUCGUGGCUGGGCGAGAAGCUCCAGGACCAAUCUAAGCCCAUGACCAUCUCUGCCAAAGUGGACGUACUGCAGCAAACCCUGGAGGAGCACAGUAAACUCCAAAAGGCUCUCAGUGAACACGAGGAAGCUUAUAACACAAUCACUGGGGAGGGGGAGAUGCUUCUGCAGAACACUGACGGCGCAGAAAAGUUGGCUCUGCAAGGGCAGCUCACGACACUCUCGUCCAACUGGGAGGAGGUGAAGAAGAGUUCGGUGGAACGAGCCGAUAAGCUCCAGACUGCCCUGCAGAAAUCGCUGAAGUAUCAGGAGCACGCAGAGAAGCUCAGCUCCUGGAUUCAGGAGAUCGAAGCCAGCGAGGGCCGACUCAAACUCACUGUAGAUCCGGUCGCUGUUGAGAGCUCACUUUCUCAGCUUAAAAUUCUCCAGAAGGACGUCGACAAGCACAGAGGGAUGGCGGAGCAACUCAACGCCGACGCAGAUAGCCUUCUUGAGGUGGCCAACGCCGACACAGACGCUAUCAAGUUGGAGAAGGCUAGCAUUGGCAAAAGAGUGGACAAUGUAGUGGAAGGUCUGCAGACUAAAAGGGAGUCCCUGGAAAAGGUCUCACACACAGUUAAGGAAUUUAAUGAUGCCUGCAAAGAGGCAACGGGUCAGCUUGAGGCGGCUAAGAAGCAGAUGGAUAGCUAUGAGUCACAGGGAGUGCAGGCACACAGCAACAAGAAUUAUACCAACAUUAAGGCCCAACAUAAGAGUUUGGAGGGAGUGCAGAACCAAGUGGAGCACCUUAAGACCUUGGCCAAGGACCUUGUGAUUCAAGUCCCAGAUGCUGAUGGAGUGACAGACCUCUUACUGCAGGCUGACUGCAUGGAAAAAGACUACACCACCCUAAACAAGAAACUAGAGGACACAUGCCAAGUCCUGGAGGGUAAACUGCAAGGUAUCGGGCAGUUCCAAAACCAAAUCCGUGAGAUGUUCACCCGUUUCACAGACCUGGAUGACGAACUGGACGGCAUGGCUCCCGUAGAUCUCGACUUGGACACUCUUAAGGAACAGCAGGACAGCAUUCAGAGCUUUGUGGUAAAGCUGCAAGAGGUGAUGGCCAACACGGCCAAUGCUGGAGACAGCUGCAAGAAGAUGCUGGAGACCGAAACCUCACCUGACCUGUUAGGCCUCAAGAGAGAUCUGGAUGCACUGAGUAAGCAAUGUGGUAAACUGUUGGACAGGGCCAAAGGCAGAGAGUUACAGGUGCAGAGCACUCUCACCAAGCUGGGGGAGUUGUACACUAAACUCCACCAAGCAGAAGAGACACUUUGCAGUGCUGUGGGCAAGGAAGCAUCGCAGGAAGCAGUCGGCAUGGAAACCGACGUCAUCAACCAACAGCUGGAGGCCUUUAAGGCUUUUCAGAAAGAGGACAUUGAGCCGCUGCAGACGCAGCUUCAAGACAUCAGCUCCCUCGGUCACAGCCUGAUCCAAAAUGCUGCCAAAGGCACCAGCAUCAAGAAGCUUGAGGAUGACCUGGAGGAAGUCAACACAAAGUGGAAUACCCUCAAUAAGAAGAUUGCGGAGCGCUCGGCCCAGCUGCAUGAAGCCUUGUUGCAUUGCGGGAGGUUCCAGGAUGCUCUGGAGUCAUUGCUCAGCUGGCUGACGGACACAGAGGACCUCAUGGCCAAUCAAAAACCCCCAUCUGCAGAGUUCAAAGUCGUCAAGGCACAGAUACAAGAGCAGAAGCUCUUACAGAGACUGCUGGAUGACAGAAAGCCAACAGUGGAGCUGAUAAAAAAAGAGGGAGAGCGGGUUGCAGAACUAGCGGAGUCUGUGGAUAGAGAUAAAGUUGCAAAAGAGAUCGAAUGCCUGGGGCACCGGUGGGAGACUCUGCUCAAGAAAGCUGAAAACAGGCAAAAGCAACUGGAGGUCAUCCUCGCGGUCUCUGAGCAGUUCCACGACACACUGGAGCCCCUCAGCGAGUGGCUCGCUGCUACAGAGAAACACCUGGCCAACUCUGAACCCAUCGGCACCGAGACGUCCAAGCUGGAAGAUCAGAUUUCUCAGCAUAAGGCUUUAGAGGAGGAGAUUAUGAAUCACAGUAAAGACCUGUUACAGGCCGUCAGUCUCGGUCAGAAGCUCAAGACUGUGAGCUCGGGGGAGGAAAAGGAGUCUGUGCAGUCAAAACUGGACUCGGCCCAGGCGGGUUACAUAGAGCUCCAGGAGCGAUGCAGGAGGAAAGCCGAGAUGCUGCGGCAGGCUCUUGCAAACGCCCAGGUGUUUGGAGAGGACGAAGUGGCCCUCAUGAACUGGCUCAACGAGGUGCACUCCAGGCUGGGCGAGGUGUCUGUGGAGGACUACGAAAUAGAAGUUCUUGAAAAGCAGCUGGCAGAACAAUGGGAGCUACAAAGUGAUAUUACGUUGAGAAAGAAGAACGUGGAUCAAGCCAUAUCUAACGGGAUGGAGCUUCUCAAGCAAACCACAGGUGAUGAGGUGGUUGUCAUCCAAGGCAAACUGGACGGAAUAAAAGCAAAGUACGCAGAGAUCAACUCUUUGAGCGACAGCGUUUUGAAGACAUUGGAGCAGGUUUUAGGUCUCUCCACUAAGCUGAAGCAUACCCAUGAGGACCUUAGCUCCUGGCUGGAAAAAGUAGAGGAUGAGGUCAGCGCUUUUGCUGAUCAGCAGCCAGCAGGCGAGCAGCUCAUUCAUGCUCAAAGCAGGCAGAAGGCCUUGUUGAAGGAGAGCAAAGACAAAAAACCUGUGAUGGACAAGCUGAAUGAGUUGAGCAGCUCUCUGCUGGAUCUGAUCCCCUGGCACACGCGUGUGGGUCUGGAAAAGCUAGUGGCUGAGGAUAACGAGCGAUACGGCGCCGUGUGCGACACCUGCACCCGGCAGGUCCAACAGAUCGAUGCCGACAUACUCAAGUCCCAGCAGUUUGAGCAGGCUGCAGACGCCGAACUCUCCUGGCUGACUGAAGCCGAGAGGAAGUUGCUGUCGAUGGGAGAGAUCAGGCUGGAGCAGGACCAAACCACAGCCCAGCUCCAGGCCCAGAAGGUUUUUUCCAUGGACAUCAUGAGACACAAAGACGCUGUGGAUCACAUUGCAAAAACAGGAAGGGCCAUCAUGAACAGCAAAAACCCAGACGAGAAAGAAAUCUUGGAGGCCAGGAUCCAGACUCUCUUGGAGAAGUACAGCACAGUCAGUCAGCUGAACUCGGAGCGCUGUCUGCAGCUGGAGCGAGCCCAGUCUCUGGCCAGUCAGUUCUGGGAGACCUAUGAGGAGAUGUGGCCGUGGAUUCAGGAAACCUUGAGCGCCUUCAGCCAGCUACCGCCCCCCUCCAUCGAGUACGAAACACUCAAGCUGCAGCAAGAGGAACUCCGGCAAAUGCGGGAGCUGAUUGCAGAGCACAAGCCCCACAUCGACAAAAUGAAUAAGACCGGGCCUCAGCUUCUAGAACUGAGCCCAGCGGAGGGACUGCCCAUCCGGGAGAAGUACACAGCUACGGACCAACUUUACACCAAACUCAAGGCCGAUGUCAAGCAGAGGGCUGCUACUUUGGAUGAUUCCAUCUCCAAAUCCACGCAGUUCCAUGAUAAAAUUGACCCGAUGCUGGAAUCCCUGGAACGGAUCGCUGAACGCCUGCGGCAGCCGCCGUCCAUCUCUGUGGAGGUGGAUAAGAUCAGGGAGCAGAUUACUGAAAAUAAAGCCGUGUCUGUGGAUCUGGAGAAGCUGCAGCCCUCUUAUGAGACACUGAGGCAGCGAGGCGAGGAGAUGAUCGCACGAUCUGAAGGAUCAGACAAGGACUUGUCUGCCAAAGUUGUACAAGACAAACUGGACCAGAUGGUGUUCCUCUGGAACGACAUCCAGGCUUUGCUGGAUGAGCGGGAGGCGAAGCUGCUGGAUGUGAUGGACAUGGCCGACAAGUAUUGGUGCGACCACUGCGCCCUCAUCGUCACCAUCAAAGACAGCCAGGACCUGCUGAGAGAGCUGGAGGAGCCCGGGGUCGACCCCUCGGUUGUCAAACAGCAGCAGGAGUUUGUCGAGGGUUUUAAGGAGGAGAUCGAUGGGCUGCAGGAGGAGCUUGAUGUGGUCCAAAACCAGGGUGCAGAGCUUAUGACAGCCUGCGGGGAACCCGAUAAGCCCGUCAUAAAGAAAAGUCUAGACGAGGUGAACUCAGCAUGGGAAAAUCUCAAUAAGACUUGGAAGGAAAGAGCGGAGCGGCUGGAGGAAGCCAUGCAGGCUGCUGUGCAGUUUCAGGAUGGCCUGCAGGGUAUGUUUGACUGGGUGGAUAUUCUCGAGAGCAAACUGGAUUCAAUGUCACCUGUCGGUACGGACCUGGAAACCGUCAAGCAGCAGAUUUCAGAACUCAAGGAGUUCAAAGGAGAGGCGUACCAGCUGCAGAUCGAGAUGGAGCGGCUGAACCACCAGGCAGGCCUCCUGCUGAAGAAAGUGACGGAGGAGGCCGAUCGGUGCGCCAUUCAGGAGCCAAUGUCAGAGCUCAAAAUGCUCUGGGAAAAUCUGGAUGAGAAGAUCAUCAGCCGACAGCACAAACUGGAGGGAGGCCUUCUGGCGCUGGGCCAGUUCCAGCAUGCACUGGACGAGCUGCUGGCCUGGAUGAGCCACACUGAGGAGCUGCUCAAUGACCAGAGGAAGGCGGGAGGAGACCCCAAAGCUGUCGAGAUAGAGCUCGCCAAGCAUCACGUUCUACAGAAUGAUGUGUCGGCUCACAAGGCAACAGUGGAAACUGUCAACAAGGCCGGUAAUGAUCUGGUGGAGUCGAGUGCUGGAGAGGAAGCUUCUGGUUUGCAGAGCAAACUGGAGAACCUGAACCAGCGGUGGAAGGCCAUCCAGGAGAAGACAGGACAGAGGAAGCAACAGCUGCAGAGUGCUCUGCUUCAAGCCCAGGGUUUCCAUGGUGAGAUAGAAGAUAUGCAGCAAUGGCUGAAAGACACAGAACGUCAGCUGUUGGCAUCAAAGGCUGUGGGAGGCUUACCAGACACGGCGCGGGAGCAGCUUAACGCCCAUCUGGAGUUGUGUUCCACCUUUGAGGCGAAGGAGGAGCUGUAUCAGGAGCUGAUGAACAAGGGCCACCAGAUGCUCGCAGUAACACCCGAGGGUCCAGACAGCAACACGGAACAGGACCUCGCCAACCUGAAGGACAAGUGGGAGGCUGUGCAGGGGAAGUCCGCUGAGCGAACGGUGAAACUGGAAGAGGCCUUGACGCUGGCCACGGACUUCCACAACUCUCUGCAGGACUUCAUCAACUGGCUGACCCAAGCGGAGCAGACGCUGCACAUGGUUUCCCCUGCCUCGCUAAUACUGGACACCAUCAUGUUUCAGAUCGAUGAGCACAAGAUGUUUGUGACAGAGGUGAACUCCUACAGGGACCACAUCAUUGAACUGGACAAGACAGGAACGCAUUUGAAGUACUUUAGCCAGAAGCAGGAUGUGGUCCUGAUCAAGAACCUGCUGCUCAGCGUGCAAGGCCGCUGGGAGAAGCUGGUGCAGCGGUCUGUGGAGCGAGGUCGUUUGUUGGAUGACGCAAGGAAGAGGGCAAAACAGUUCCAUGAAAGUUGGAAUAAACUGAUGGAGUGGUUGGACGAGUCUGAGAAGACUCUGGACUCAGAAGUGGAGAUUGCAAACGAUCCAGACAAAAUCAAGACGCAGCUGGCCUUACACAAGGAAUUCCAAAAAACCGUGGGCAGCAAACACUCAGUGUAUGACACCACCUCUCGAACAGGACGGGCCCUGAAAGACAAGACCUCCCUGCAGGAUGAUAAUCAGAAGCUGGACGACAUGCUGAGUGAACUCAGGGACAAAUGGGACACUGUUUGUGGCAAGUCGGUUGAAAGACAAAACAAGCUUGAGGAGGCCCUGUUGUUCUCUGGCCAGUUUACAGAUGCUCUGCAGGCUCUCAUCGACUGGCUCUACAGAGUGGAACCCCAGCUGGCUGAGGACCAGCCCGUCCACGGAGACAUUGACCUGGUUCUCAACCUGAUAGACAACCAUAAGGUUUUCCAGAAGGAGUUGGGAAAGAGGACAGUGACCGUCCAGGCCCUCAAACGCUCGGCGAAGGAGCUGAUUGAAAGCAGCCACGAUGACUCGUCCUGGGUCAAAGCCCAGAUGCAGGAGCUGAGCACUCGCUGGGACACAGUGUGCAACCUCUCGGUGUCCAAACAGGCCCGGCUGGAGCAGGCCCUGUGUCAGGCGGAGGAGUUCCACUCCACGGUUCAUAUCCUGCUGGAGUGGCUGGCUGAGGCGGAGCAGAGUCUGCGUUUCCAUGGCAGCCUGCCUGACGACGAGGAGGCCGUGGAGACGCUUAUCGAACAACACAAGGAGUUCAUGAAGAAACUGGAGGAAAAGCGAGUGGCUCUAAAUAAAGCAACCAGUAUGGGGGAGGCUAUUCUCACCAUCUGCCAUCCAGACUCUAUCACAACCAUCAAACACUGGAACACCAUCAUUAAAGCCCGACUUGAAGAGGUGCAGGCUUGGGCCAGACAGCACCAGCAGCGACUGGCCACAGCCCUCACUGAGCUGUUAGCCACUCAGGACCUGCUGGAGAAUCUGUUGACCUGGCUUCAGUGGGCUGAGUCCAACCUGGACAAUAAGGACAAGGAGCAGCUGCCCCAGGAGCUGGAAGAGAUCAAAAGCCUCAUAGAAGAACACCAGGCAUUCAUGGAGGAAAUGACCAGGAAGCAACCGGAUGUUGACAAGAUCACCAAGACACACAAAAGGAAGGCUGCUCUGGAGCCCCCGAUCCAGUCUCACAUCCCUGUGCUCGACAAGGGAAAAACUGGCAGAAAACGUUCUCCCACACAAACAAUGUAUGCGUCAGCAACGCAACCUCCCAUUGAAACCAAGAACCCGCAGGUCAACCUCCUGGUCGCUAAGUGGCAGCACGUGUGGCUGCUGGCGUUGGACAGGCGGCGGAAACUCAACGACGCCAUGGACAGACUGGAGGAGUUAAAGGAAUUUGCCAACUUCGACUUUGACGUGUGGCGAAAGCGUUACAUGCGCUGGAUGAACCACAAAAAGUCUCGGGUCAUGGACUUCUUCCGCCGCAUUGACAAAGACCAAGAUGGCAAGGUGACCCGGCAGGAGUUCAUAGAGGGCAUCCUCUCCUCCAAAUUCCCCACCAGCCGCCUGGAGAUGAGCGCUGUGGCGGACAUAUUCGACAGAGACGGGGACGGCUACAUCGACUACUAUGAGUUUGUGGCAGCUCUCCAUCCGAACAAGGAUGCUUACAAACCGCUGACAGAUGCUGACAAAAUUGAGGAUGAGGUUACGAGACAAGUGGCAAAGUGUAAAUGCACAAAACGAUUCCAAGUGGAGCAAAUUGGUGCAAACAAAUAUCGGUUCUACCUUGGAAACCAGUUUGGUCUGGUUCACUGCUUACAUGACUCCCUAAUCGGCGAAGAGAUAAUAGCAAACAGGGAAAAUCAAAAUCUUACCCCUCACCUACACGUUGCAGUUUUGGAAAGCUGUUUUCUGUUUGGAGACUCUCAGCAGCUGCGCCUGGUACGGAUUUUACGCAGUACUGUGAUGGUGCGUGUCGGAGGAGGCUGGAUGGCUCUGGAUGAGUUCCUGGUGAAGAAUGACCCUUGUAGAGUUCAUCACCACGGAAGCAAAAUGUUGCGCUCGGAAUCAAACUCUUCAAUUACUCAGUCUCCUAUAGGUUGGCAAAUCUCAAACCUUCUCACCUUGCUCCAUGAACCCACCUGUGCUAAAGGCAGGACCAACAUGGAGCUGCGAGAGAAGUUCAUCCUCCCGGAGGGAACCACUCAGGUGAUGGCGAGCUUCCGUUACAGAGGUCGGAGAUCUCGCCCGUCAUCCAGAGGAGCUUCUCCCAACAGAUCCACCUCCAGUCAGAGCUGUGCGGUCCCAUCCGCCCCAGCAGUGACCAGUACCCCCAAGACUCCCCAACACAUAACCCGCAAUUAUGAUAAGCCCUGGCUCACAAACAGCAAACCCUCCACUCCUCUUAAAUCAUCAGACUCCUUUGGGAGCCAAGGUUCAUCCUCAGAGGGUACACCAGUUCAAGGCAGCAAAUUACGUCUUCCCGGGUACUUGUCAGGCAAAGGAUUCCAGUCGGCUGAGGAGGGAACCUUGAUCAGCGCUGCUGUACUGAAAGCUCGGACACAGACAAUAGGUGAGUCUCGGAAAAAUCUGAGCCGGCCUGGAAGUAAAGCAGGAAGCAGAGGGAGCAGUCGCAGAGGAAGUGACGCCUCUGACUUUGACAUCUCAGACAUCCAGUCUGUGUGCUCGGACGUUUCUGAAACGGUGGGCGACUCAACCAGAGCGACGUCGCGUUCCACGUCCCGUCAGCACGGCGGAAAACCCUCCAAGAUCCCCACUCCUCAGAGAAGAACCACUCCCACAAGCAAACUGGCUAAGGGGCUCAAGCGAUAGUCAAACAACCACAACCCGGGAGCGAGUUGCACCCUAAACACCUAACGGACACUGGAGACAUCUAACUUAAAAGACUGAAAAAUUGUGUUGUUAUUUAAAUCGUUGCGAAGAUGUAAAAUAUUCUGUUGUGAGGCAAUAUGGUUUAAUAUUAUGUGAGAAUGAAAUGUCAAUGGCCUUGCGUUUUUGUUUUAAUGUAUUUUACUUUUUGUGAAAUGUUUCAAAUUGUUUUAAUUGUAUUUUAUUUUAUUCUAUUGAUGAGAAAACCUGUAGAGGUUCGAUGGACACUAGAAAUCCUUGGAAUGUUGUAUGGUUAGCUAACAUUUCUAAAAACACUAAUGAAGGGCAACACGCGGGUUAGCGCUCUGAGAGUUACUGAAUGUACUGUGAUUUAUGUUUGGAGUAGAUGGUGCAUUAUGUUACCAUCGAGGCACUGCAAUUAUAAAUUGAAUUGAUAUACUGCCAACAUGCAUUUAAAGGGCAAUGCAAUAUACGUCAAUAAACCCCAGUAAGCACUGCAGAAACCUUCAAAAAACACUAUUUAAGGCAAGUAGCAGAAACAUCCUAAUCAUAAAGCUUUUAAGUCCUGUUUGUUUGUGUCAGUGCAGUCCCUCUUUGAUUUGAUCACUUCACAGCAGUGUGUGCUUGAAGGGGUGCCACUCCAUGUAGACAUUUUCCUGUGCAUCCAUGUCAAUGUAUACAAAUUGUCACUGUAACGUUACUUUGUAAUAAACCUGCUUGCAGAAAGGCACCAGAGGCUAAUGUA
Molecule: messenger RNA, 22690 nt
Organism: Pungitius pungitius (ninespine stickleback)
Lineage: Eukaryota; Metazoa; Chordata; Actinopteri; Perciformes; Gasterosteidae
Gene: dst
Product: dystonin
Exons: 105
Coding region: 1-21927 (7308 amino acids)
Biological process (GO): wound healing; hemidesmosome assembly; intermediate filament cytoskeleton organization
Cellular component (GO): hemidesmosome; intermediate filament; focal adhesion
Molecular function (GO): calcium ion binding; microtubule binding; structural molecule activity
Source: RefSeq, a predicted model, not a curated record